GUUCUUUUCCCCCUUCCGAUUUCAACUGUUCACUCGUUAUUUAUCAGCAGCAAGAAGAAUACCUGCGACAUUCGGAUCGACUCCCGAAAGCUAUAUCAUCCCCGCACAAAUAGCUAUUUUCUCACGCACCAUGACGACCGAAGCUCCCAGAAAAAUUACCGACUGGGUCGAUCCCAAGGACAAAACAGGCGAAUUCAAGCGUCUGCCAUCGGUAUUCCGCAACUGGAUCUCCAGAGAACCUGGCGCGCAGUUCCCGCCGGAAAAGGGUCGCUAUCAUCUCUAUGUAUCCUAUGCUUGCCCUUGGGCUCAUCGAACCUUGAUUACGCGGAAACUCAAGGGUCUUGAGGACAUCAUAUCGUUCACGGCGGUGCAUUGGCAUAUGGGCGAGAAUGGAUGGCGGUUCGCAACACCCGAUGAGAAAUUACCUGGGGAGAAUGCCGUCCCCGAUCCUCUUCAUCCUGAAUUUACUCAUCUUCGCCAAUUAUACUUCUCUGUUAAUCCGGAGUAUAAGGGGCGCUUUACGGUUCCAGUGUUGUACGACAAGAAGACGAAGCAGAUCGUUAACAAUGAGAGCUCCGAAAUAAUCCGCAUGUUUUAUCACGAAUUCGACGACCUCCUCCCAGAAAAAUACAAAUCGGUCGACCCCUACCCAUCCGCCCUGCGCUCCGAAAUCGAUGCCACAAACGACUGGACCUACAACGACGUCAACAAUGGCGUCUACAAAUCUGGUUUCGCAACCACCCAAGAAGCAUAUGAGAAGGCCGUGACGACCCUCUUCUCCUCACUGGAUAAGAUCGAGGCGCAUCUUGCCAAACGACAGGCUGAAUCCGGCGAGAACGCCUUCUACUUUGGCUCAACCAUCACAGAAGCUGAUAUCAGGCUUUAUGUGACCAUCGCCCGCUUCGAUCCUGUUUAUGUCCAGCAUUUCAAGUGUAAUGUUCGCGAUAUUCGAUCUGGGUAUCCCGCUAUUCAUCGUUGGUUGAGGAGGUUGUACUGGGAUGUCCCUGCGUUCCGGGAGACGACGCAGUUUGAACAUAUCAAGAAGCAUUAUACGAAGAGUCAGGUACAGAUUAAUCAGUUUGGGAUCACACCUAUCGGUCCUGUUCCUGAUAUUCUGCCUAAGGAUGAAGAGGUGAAUGCUGUUGCUGCUGCUGCUGGGAAAUUGUAGAUACCAUUCCAACAAUGCCUUAAUGCAUGUCUUGUUUAACUUGAGGCUUCUUCGUUCAUGAAUCCAGAGAAUAAAAAAA
Monascus purpureus is the source of this 1247-nucleotide messenger RNA. The record is from the annotation of a GenBank genome assembly. NCBI's taxonomy places the organism in Eukaryota, Fungi, Ascomycota, Eurotiomycetes, Eurotiales, Aspergillaceae.